UCUGCUGCAGCUGGGGCUCUGAAAUGGGUUAAUUGGGGCCGGAGUAAUUAUUGGCAAGAGAGGAGCUGACGUGUGCCUUUGGGAGGAUAAAUUACAAGCAGAUUUAUAAACACUCCAAAUAACUGGAAUCAUGUAGCUGGAACAGCCAAGCACUAGAGUUUCAAGCUGCUUCUUCUCCCUUUGAGAAAUCGAAACUCGACCUGCAAGCAAGAAUUCGUCAGGCACCUUUCUUUAGGAGGGUUAGGCUACUUCUUUAGAAUGACAAGUUUUUUAGAUAAUUACACAGAGCAGAGGGAAAAACAAGAGUUUUGGCUUUGUUUUGUGGGUUUUCUUUUUUAAAAUGACAGACUUUCUUACUGUGCUUACCUGUUAAAACUAAGCAACUCAGCAUGGAUGUUGCUACAAACACUCAUGUGUUUUGUUUUCCUUACAGGAUUCUCUUUAGUCAUAUUUCUUGCGAAGGAUUAUAUUUUACUGUUUUCCUGCAGGAUGAAAGUAAUACACAGAGCGAAACCCUGGGGACUGGAGCUUCUCUUCAGUUUCUGCCUGGCCGCUCUCCCCAGCAGCAGCGCCUGUCCCAGGCUCUGCGCCUGCUAUGUCCCCACCGAAGUACAUUGUACUUUCCGGUACUUCACCGCCAUCCCACCACACAUCCCUCCCAAUGUGGAGCGCAUCAAUUUUGGUUACAACAGCUUGCUUAAACUGACUGAAACAGAUUUUUCUGGCCUCGAGAAACUGGAGUUACUGAUGCUGCACAGCAAUGAGAUAAAUACAAUCCCUAAUAAAGUGUUCAGUGAUUUACAUUCAUUACAGGUCCUAAAAAUGAGUUAUAACAAAGUCAGAGUACUUCAGCAGGGUGUUUUUUAUGGUCUAAAGAGCUUGGUACGGUUGCAUAUGGACCACAAUAGAAUCGAAUUUGUAAAUCCCAACGUUUUCUAUGGACUCACAUCACUGAGGUUAGUCCAUUUGGAAGGAAAUUUACUUAAGCAGCUUCAUCCCGACACUUUUGUCACCUUGCGCUAUUUUGAAAUAUUUAAAAUAUCCUCCAUAAAGCAUAUAUAUUUGUCUGACAAUUUGUUGACUUCACUACCACAAGAAAUGUUUUCCCACAUGUCUGAGCUAGAGAGCAUUUACCUCCAUGGAAACCCUUGGUCCUGUGACUGCAGUCUACAGUGGUUUGCAGAAUGGGCAAAAGAGAGACCAGAUGUUAUAAAGUGCAAAAAAGACAGAAGCUCUUCUGGUGCUCACCAAUGCCCAGCUUGUGCUAACCCCAAAAAUUGUAAAGGGAAAAACUUAGUGGAUAUUCCACCUGCAUCCUUAACCUGCACUAAGCCAGCCAUACAUCACUCCCUGAAACUGAAAAACAUCACAGUGCCAGAUGAUGGGGAUUUCAGUUCCGUGUCUCCCAAGGACUUUAUAGCGCCUAUAGGAUCCAUGGUUUUGAACAUGACUGACCAAGCGGGAAGUCAAGGUAACUUGGUUUGCAACAUCCAGAAACCUAAAGAAACGUCUCCCAUCUCAUUUGACAAAGAUGGCAACAGUACAGUACUCAAAAUAUCAUUUUCAGCAUUUCUUGUGUGUGGCAUUGAUUAUGAACAUAUUCAGCAGCUAUGGAGCAUAUUGGCCCUGUACAGUAAUUCUCCCCUCGAACUAGAAAGGAAUAUCCUACCAACUAAAAUGCCUUUUAUUAGUUACAAAUACAAACAGAUCUACUCCGAAAAGAAUGAACUAUUUACCAAUAUAGAAACCGAACUGAGAGCCAAACCAUCUUGGUUAAUGCAAAACAAAGUGGCAUUACAGCUAGACAGGACAGCAACCACACUUAACACAUUGCACAUCCAAUACUUUACUGAUGCUCAGAUUAUUUUGCCCAGCGCUGACAAAACACAUGCGAGAAAUAACUGGGCAAUAAUCUCCAGGGACAACAAAACACAAACAGAACACACUGUUUUAACUGGGGGGACAGUGGAGCUAGAUUGCCGAGCAAUUGGAGAACCAACUCCUGCAAUAGAGUGGAUAUUGGCUGAUGGGAGCAAAGUUAGAGCUCCUUACAUCAGUGAAGAUGGAAGAAUCGUAGUAGUUAAAACCGGAACAUUUACGUUACGGACAGCGGAUACUUUUGACACUGGACUUUAUCAUUGCAUAGGCACAAAUUAUGAUGAUGCAGAUACCCUCACAUUUAGAAUUACUGUGGUUGAUCCUUAUGUGGAAUACAGUCAUGUAAACGGAGCUCGACUUUCUACAUUUAUUGGUAGCGUCCUCUACCUUCCAUGUCCAUCCACUGCUGUUCCAGACGCUUCCAUUAGUUGGGUGUUACCUGAGCAUGUGAUUCUUCAUCAUUCUGUAAGAAACAAACAUAUUUUUGACAACGGUACCUUGAAAAUUCAAGGGGUGACAGAGCAAGACAGCGGCUACUUUAGAUGCGUUGCAGCCAACCCGUACGGUGUUGAUCUUUUGGUAUUUCAAGUGCUAGUUAAAAUGGAGGAAGCAGAGCCACAGAAAAAGCAUGUAGCUGUGGGAGAAUGGGAAGAGGGAGAGGGCUCUGGCAACAUAAUGCUUGCCUCUGUUACGAGCCAUAAAAAUUCUUUAGCUUCUCUGGCUACCCUGACAGCUAAUCAGGAAUCUGCUGCCUCAGCAUCUAGAAAGCAAACCGUACAGAGUGCAAACAAAAGGAACAGCUAUGGAAAAAUGACUUACUGGCGCCACAGGGACAAAAUAAGCAGGAGGUUUAGAGGACACAGAAGACAGUUUGUUUCCUCAGCCAGGAGGGUCGAUCCACAGCGCUGGGCAGCCUUUUUGGAAAAAACAAAGAGGAACUCGACACUGAUAGAAAGACAAGGAAGAGUUGCAACAAACCCACCUGUUCAAGUCUGUAAGUCCUCAAAAGUAUCUGAGGAUGAGGAAGAAACAUCUGGUGAUCCUACUUCUCCAGAACUAGAAUCUGCGUUACUGGCAACUAAGACACCCACUCUGUCUCCUCUGGGGAAAGUAAUGGAAAACAUGACAAGUGCAGAACUUGAGAUUACCACAAGUAACACUCUUACUAGGAAAACUUCUGUCUUGCUUACAGAGGCAAUAACUCCACAAGCUUCUCCGUUUUCACCAUCUGUCUCACCUGACAGCAGAAGGCCCCAAACGUAUGUAAAACCUACAAUCACAAACCCUAAAUCAUGGGAAAGUCAGAUAUCAGCAAAUGGUAUAGAACAAUCAACUGUAGCAAAUGGAGCAAGUAGAACAUCUGCAGUCUUUGAUGCUAGGCACAGAUUGGUAACUUCUGAGGAAAAUAACAGUCAAGAUUUAAAAUCUGCAUCUAUGACACCCAUGACGAGUGUUACAGACGCCAGCACGCACAUAACUUCCCAAAAACCAGCAGAAAAGCUACAUGUUUUUACCGAGUCCAUUGAUAAGACUUCAAACAAAACAGAUCAUCAGGUAUCUGCAGUGACAGUCAGUGAACCAAGUCCUGAAUUAGGUUACGUUUCUUUUCAUAGUACUCAGAAAUUAGUAACUCCUAAGCUACCCUCGGGUUCAACUAACAUUACUCAUCGGCAGAUUCAGCUUAUUCGGGAUGUUACAGCUCAUACACCCCAGGAUCAGCAGCAACGUGGAAGACGAAGGAAAAUUUCUGGUAGGAGACGAAUUGUCAGACCAGACCGAAUUCCAAGUAUGAAAGAGCACAGAUACAAUUUGGGGAGACCAGGCUCUUUCAGAGGAAGAACAGCUACAGUUCCAGGUAUCCAACUGAUUACAAAAUACAUCUCAGACUCACUCACCUUAAAUAAUGCAAGCAGUUCCCUCAACCCAUUUAGCCCAGAAGCACCUCUGUCCCCUGCCUUUACCAAAAAUAUGCCAUUAGAGCACCCAAAAGGUAUUCAUGAAAACACAGCAUUCCUCAUGGAAGAGGAAAAUGACCCUACUGCAAGACAACAAGCUACUUCUACAAUCAUGCCUUUCAUCACAGAAGGCACACGAGAUGAUCCUCCGUGGAAAUCGGAGACCAGUGCUUCAUUUCAAUCAAAUACUGAUAGGCUCCAACCUUUUAGUAUGAGACUUCCAGCAGCAGCAAUCCACAAACCUUGGGUUGCUACAGAAGUUACACAUACUGUAAGCCCCAAGAUAUCAUCUACUCUUGAAUCUGUCUCACCCAACACUAAGUCUGGAACCUCAUCAAAAAAUUCCCAAAUAGGAAAAAUUACUUGGGACCACGUCUUUGGGAAUAACACAGAAAAGGAGGUAUUGAAGAAGCUGCCGAAAAAACAUACAGAGAUGUUUCCAUCAUCAGCGAUAUCAACCGCGCAUCCUAAAACUACAACAGCAUUAUCUAUGUCCGAAGUGCCUCCUUUGCACUUCACACCUAUUUCAACCAGGGAGAAUCACAGUGCUGGUUUGUCGUCUCUAAACAAGCACGUUCAUCAUGACAGUGGUAUGUCAGAAAAACUUUCUCCCGUUGCAGAACUGCAUUCUUACUCUAAUCCUGCAACUAUUGCAACCAAAGAAACUGAUGUAACAAGUUUGAAGCCGACAGUUGUAUCUAUUAUUACUCCUCAAACUGACACCAAAAUCACUAAGAGUAGAACACUGAGAACGGGAAGAAAAAGAGGUCAGAGGAGGAAGAGGCCCCAUAAAACAGCUACCUCACAAAGCACGACUACAGGCCACAGCACUACAGUGAUUUCAUCAGUGAAUGCAGCCAUGCCUGUCUUGACAACAGUUAAAUCACUAACUACGCCUACAAGUCUUAGGACCACAAAAUCUCUCUCCGAGAACACAAGCACAAUCUCAGUUACAGAAACGACAGCACUUUCCCUUAGCGCAGAGGUACCUCAUCGCAUGCCUUCAACAACCAGACAGACAUCAGUGACGCCUAGUCCACACAAGAGCAUCCAGUCAAUUCAGUUACCACCCGAUGGUCACAUUGCCCAGAACCCCACCGCUGCAAUCCAGACCACACCACUGUUUUCCAAGCCUUUCCCUGCCACAAGCACGCGACCCGCCACGGCGUUUGUAAUGUCUAGAUCAGAACCUGCUCAGCAAAUCAAAGCCACCACAGCGGCAGGUGAAAAAUCACACCCCAAAAUGGAAGAGAAAGCUAUCCCGCAAGAUUACGUUGCACGGUCCGUGUUCCCAGGAAGAGCUGAGCUAAGCACCGGAACUCCGGCUAUAACCACGCACUUCGUUUCUGCCAGGAUUCAGCCUCCAACCUCGCUGCCAGCCCUGACAACAGGCGUGCCACCUGCAGCUAUUGUGAGAACCAAUUCGCCUCCAUGGUGGGAAAACAAGUUCUGGCAUAAGCCAUCUACCAAAGUUACAGAAAGAGGCACAACACUAACUGUCAAUACACUGACCAUAUUGAAGUCAUCACAGAGCUCUACUCCAUAUGCUCCUAUGUGGGGAAGGGACAAGGACAACUCUGUCAAAGGCUGGUCUGAAAACAGACAUGAUCAAGAAACUACCACCAACAGUCCUAUAACCUUGGACUCCUUAUACAGAAGUCACUUUGCAAAGCCUAGAAUAAUAGGCGGAAAAUUAGCUGCUUUUACUGUGCUAGCUAAUUCAGAUGCUUUCAUUCCUUGUGAAGCUACUGGUAACCCCCUUCCAACAAUACAAUGGACCAAGAUAUCAUCAGAGCCUGAUGCGUCAAAAAGCACACGUGACCAGAGGUUUGAAGUCUUCGCCAAUGGUACCCUCUCCAUUGUGGAGGUGCGUGUCCAGGACGGUGGACAGUACCUGUGCGUUGCAGCCAACCGGCACGGCUCAGCACGGCUCCUGGUCACUUUGUCGGUGGUGGCCUAUCCGCCGCGGAUCGUAGAGGGGAGAUCCCGGGUCAUCACCGCCCAUUCCGGAGAGCCUGUGGCAGUGACGUGCAAAGCUGAGGCUAGGCCUGCUCCCACCUUUUCGUGGAUCCUGGCAAAUAAAACAUACGUCUCAGAUUCUUCCACAGGACAUAAAAGAGUUUCUGUGCAACCAGACGGCACUUUAAUUAUCAGGGAAGUCAAUGUUUAUGACAGGGGCCUUUACACAUGCAUGGCUAAUAAUCCAGCUGGCACCGAUACACUCGUCGUCAAACUGCAAGUCGUUGCAGCACCUCCCUUCAUUCUGGAAGAAAAGAGACAACACGUUGAAGGGAUGAUGGGGGAAAAUCUGAAACUUCCUUGCACUGCAAAAGGAAACCCUCAUCCCAGCAUUCACUGGGUCCUCUUCGACGGGACAGUAGUGAAACCUUUGCAGUUUGUGAAUGGGAAAUUCUUCCUGUUUUCCAAUGGAACGCUCCACAUGAGAAACAUUGCUCCUUCCGACAGCGGGAAUUACGAGUGCAUAGCUACAAGCUCCACUGGCUCAGAGAGGAGGGUGGUACAUCUUGCGGUGGAACGGAGAGAUACGCUUCCAAAGAUAGCUAACGCCUCUCAAAAAAUGACUCAGUUGAAUUUUGGGGAUAAGUUGCUUCUGAACUGCACGGCUACUGGGGAGCCAAAGCCCAGGAUAAUGUGGCGGUUACCUUCCAAGGCAGUUGUUGACCAGUGGCACAGAAUGGGAAGUCGAAUCCAUGUAUAUCCCAAUGGAUCCUUGGUUAUCGAGGCAGUUACUGAGAAGGACGCAGGUGACUAUUUAUGUGUUGCAAGAAACAAAAUUGGAGAUGAUCUGAUACUGAUGAAAGUCAGCAUCACAAUGAAACCAGCCAAGAUUGACCAGAAACAGUAUUUUAAAAAAAUAGUACCAUAUGGAAAGGAUUUCAAAGUGGACUGCAAGGCCUCUGGGUCACCUGCACCAGAGAUAUCCUGGAGUUUGCCAGAUGGCACAACAAUCAAUAACGUGAUGCAGGCAGAUGACGGUGGACGCAGGUCUCGGAGAUAUGUCCUCUUUGACAAUGGAACCCUGUAUUUGAACAAAGUAGGAAUAAUGGAAGAAGGGGAUUAUACCUGCUACGCUCAAAACACCCUGGGAAGAGAUGAAAUGAAGAUACACAUCACAGUCGUAACAACUGCCCCUCAAAUAAAGCAUAGCCACAAGGCAUACGUUAAAGUGAAAGCUGGAGAUAUGGCAUUAUUAGAUUGUGAAGUCAUUGGAGAACCCAAGCCAAAAAUAUUCUGGCUACUACCUUCCAGUGACAUGAUCUCCUUUUCAACAGACAGGUAUCUCCUGCAUGUUAAUGGUUCUCUAUCAGUCAGUCGAGUCAAACUGUUAGAUGCCGGGGAGUACAUGUGUGUCGCUCGUAAUCCUGGAGGGGAUGAUACAAAACUGUAUAAACUGGAAGUUGUUUCUAAGCCACCUAUCAUAAAUGGUUUGUACACGAACAAAACAAUCAUUAAAGUGAGGGCAGUGAGGCAUUCAAAGAAGCAAAUUGAAUGUAGGGCAGAAGGGACACCGCCCCCUCAGAUUAUGUGGAUCAUGCCCGAUAAUAUUUUCCUAACAGCUCCAUAUUAUGGGAGCAGGAUUACAGUGCACAAAAAUGGGACACUUGAAAUUCGGAACCUAAGGCCUUCUGACACAGCAGAUUUUAUCUGUGUGGCACGUAAUGACGGGGGAGAGAGCAUGUUAGUGGUGCAGUUGGAGGUAUUAGAAAUGCUAAGGCGACCAAUGUUUAAAAAUCCAUUUAACGAAAAAGUAAUAGCAAAACCUGGAAAAACUACCAUAUUGAAUUGUUCCGUGGACGGAAAUCCUCCACCUGAAAUAAUGUGGAUGUUGCCUAACGGCACAUGGUUUUCCAGGGGGAUCAAGACUUCUCAGUUUCUUACAGGAAGCAACGGUACCCUUACCAUCUACAAUACUGCUGGAGAUGACGCAGGAAAGUACCGCUGUGCUGCUAGGAAUAAAGUUGGCUAUAUUGAAAAGCUGAUCAUCUUGGAAGUUGGCCAAAAGCCCAAUAUUCUCAUUCAUCCAAAAGGACCGGUGAAGGGCAUUAGUGGGGAGUCACUAUCACUUCACUGUCUGUCUGAAGGGAAUCCCAAACCAAAUACAGCAUGGACUGUACCAAGUGGCUAUGUGCUAGAUCGACCUCAGAUCAACAGGAAAUAUAUACUGCUCGAAAAUGGUACUUUAGUUAUACGAGAAGCUACCAUUCAUGACAGAGGAAGUUACGUGUGUAAGGCUCAUAACAACGCUGGGGAGUCAUCUGUAACUGUUCCUGUAAUUAUCGUAGCCUACCCCCCAAGGAUUACAAACAGGCCGCCACAGAGCAUUCGCACAGUGCCUGGUACAGCACUUCAGCUCAACUGCAUAGCACUGGGAGUACCAACGCCAGAAAUUACAUGGGAGUUACCUGACCACUCACUACUCUCCGCAGGUAACCGAGGCCGACCAUCUGGAAGCGAACUCCUUCAUCCCCAAGGGACGUUAGUCAUCCAGAAUCCCCAGCCUUCGGAUUCUGGCAUCUACAAGUGCACGGCUAAGAAUCAUCUUGGCAGUGAUUUCACAGUAACAUAUAUUCAAGUCAUUUGAAAUAAGAAAUACAAUAUGAAUGGUUGUUAACAAAGUCUACAGCUGGAUUGAGUUUGGUUUUGGAGUAAGUUUAAUCAAAGGCAGCCCCGGACAUAUAAAUUAACCUAAAUACAUUUACAGUACUCAGUCUGCAAUGACCUUGCAAAAAAGAAAGAAACAGGAGCGUAGGGAGAAAAAAAAGUUUAGCAUUAUUAACUAGCAUUGAUUUCUGUGAUUAAAUGGACUUAAAUAGCAACUAACUUCAGGCACUUUUGCUCUGCCAGCAAACAGUGAAUAAUAAAACUACCUUCCAGAAACAUACUUAGAGAUCUUCCAUGAAGGACAGACUUUUUCAUGUUAGUGUAAUAUUGUCCACCAUGUAUGACUGUGAUGAGCACGGAGCAUGUAAUGCAAGAGUAUUUAAGAACCAAAGAGCAGAUUUGAUUGUGAUGUGAUUACCUUCCUGAUACAUUUGAGUAUUUAGCAGGAUUUUUUAAAAUAAAUAUUCCAUUGGAAAGUAGUAGUGAAGUAUUUUUAACGACACAGCAUUGUUUCACGCUGAGUCCCUUUUGCAGAGCUUUGGGAGGCUACACACAAAAUGAUUUUGUUCUCAUUUUUAAGAGAGACAGCUCUGAUUAACACUUUGAAAGAAGUAAAGAAUACACCGACCGCAUGCGGAAACAGUCUAGGUUGGUAUAAUUUUCCUAUUGUCACACAGUCAGCUUUUAAAGACUUCUCACUAGAAAAUAACUGCAUCAUUUGCAUACAAAUUUAGAAUACUGGAUGCUCAAUUCAGUGGGAGGGUCUAAGAAGCAUCCUUCUGUUUAUGCAUAAAACGUGCCUGUAACAGUAGGAGACGUCUACCUACAUAUUUUACACUAACAAAUCAUGGAUUAGACUGGUCAAAUAAAUCUUUAAGCAAUUAAGACAGAAGUAAAACUGGAGUUCCUUACUUUCUUCCUAAGAGAGAGAUUAAUGUCAGGACAGCAGGGUCAAAUACAUGCAGCCUUUCCUGCUAAAUGCAGAGGCGUGGGGCACAGGGCUCUCGUGGAAGCAGCCGUGUUCUUCCUUACUGUCCCAGCUAUCCAGCAGUCUGCUGUACGGGGACGCCUCAGCAGAGCUGAAGCAAGGGCUCUUUGAGGAAAGCAGUCAGUCCCUUUAUCCAUUAC
Messenger RNA from Struthio camelus australis, 9584 nucleotides. It is a transcript of the gene IGSF10, whose product is annotated as immunoglobulin superfamily member 10. NCBI's taxonomy places the organism in Eukaryota, Metazoa, Chordata, Aves, Struthioniformes, Struthionidae. Gene Ontology annotation, molecular function: protein binding. The record is from RefSeq and is a predicted model, not a curated record.